Camarhynchus parvulus is the source of this 1177-nucleotide messenger RNA. RefSeq names its product gonadotropin-releasing hormone II receptor-like. Gene Ontology annotation, cellular component: membrane. The transcript is spliced from 4 exons. The record is from RefSeq and is a predicted model, not a curated record. Gene Ontology annotation, molecular function: peptide binding; gonadotropin-releasing hormone receptor activity. Gene Ontology annotation, biological process: G protein-coupled receptor signaling pathway. Bases 62 to 1177 code for a protein of 371 amino acids. NCBI's taxonomy places the organism in Eukaryota, Metazoa, Chordata, Aves, Passeriformes, Thraupidae.
CCCGUGGGAAAGACACGGAGCAUCUUCUCUCAGCAUCAGGGCAUGCAUAUGCCAGCAGGGGAUGAGUGAGGAGCAGCUCCCUGCAUCUUCCCACUGCCCCACCACGCAGGAGGACACCAAUGUCUCGGCCUCUGCGUACCCCCAGUACUGGGUGGAGCCCCGGUUCACCCAAGCAGCCAAGGUCCGUGUGAUCAUCACAGCCAUCUUCUUCCUGCUGGCAGCGGGCAGCAAUGCAGCCGUGCUGGGCAGCCUGCUGAGGAAGAGGAGGAAAUCCCACGUGCAGCCGCUGAUCCUCAGCCUGGCACUGGCUGACCUGCUGGUGACAGUGAUGGUGAUGCCCCUGGAUGCAGCAUGGAAUGUGACAGUGCAGUGGUAUGGAGGGGACAUCUCCUGCAAGAUCCUCAACUUCCUCAAGCUCUUUGCUAUGUAUGCUGCUGCCCUGGUACUGGUGGUGAUCAGCCUGGACCGGCACGCAGCCAUCCUCCAUCCCUUCUCCCGUGCUCACCGCCGCAAUGGGAUGCUGCUCCGUGCUGCCUGGGCUGGCAGCGUGCUCCUGGCUUUGCCCCAGCUUUUCCUCUUCCACCUGAACACAAUCCCAGGAAGGAAUUUCACCCAGUGUGUUACUCACGGGAGCUUCCGAGCACACUGGGAGGAAACUGUCUACAACAUGUUCACCUUCACCACCCUCUACAUCACCCCCCUGAGCGUCAUGAUCGUCUGCUACGUCCGGAUUCUUUGGGAGAUCAGUAAGCAGCUAAAGGUCAAUAAAGGUUUAACAAGAAAUCAAAACGAACACAUCUCCAAGGCACGCAUGAAGACUCUCAAGAUGACCAUAGUGAUUGUUGCCACCUUCAUCAUCUGCUGGACUCCUUACUAUCUCCUGGGCUUGUGGUACUGGUUUCAGCCAGCCAUGAUCCAGAAGAUGCCGGAGUAUGUCAACCACAGCUUCUUCCUCUUUGGCCUGCUGCACACCUGCACUGACCCUAUCAUUUAUGGACUGUACACCCCUUCCUUUCGGGAGGACGUGCAGUUGUGUCUCAGGGGCAUUGAAAUAGCCAUCACCAGGCAAAAGAGACAAAAACCCAUCUCAGCCUCAGAGAAGAACACCAAGGAUGGUGCUGCAAAUGGUGGGGUGGCAUCAGGGGGCUCCAAUGGGACAACUGUCAGCACGGUCUGA